Messenger RNA from Beta vulgaris subsp. vulgaris (sugar beet), 3109 nucleotides. Its product is annotated as SH2 domain-containing protein B. Gene Ontology annotation, molecular function: RNA polymerase II cis-regulatory region sequence-specific DNA binding; DNA-binding transcription factor activity, RNA polymerase II-specific. Gene Ontology annotation, biological process: regulation of transcription by RNA polymerase II; signal transduction. The transcript is spliced from 14 exons. The coding region runs from base 331 to 2466 and encodes 711 amino acids. The record is from RefSeq and is a predicted model, not a curated record. Lineage: Eukaryota; Viridiplantae; Streptophyta; Magnoliopsida; Caryophyllales; Amaranthaceae.
UCAUCACUUUAAGAAGUAACACAUAAAAUUAUUCAAAUAACAAAGUUGGUUAGCUGAGCUUUCAGCUUUCGACCUUCAACCCAGCUUUUCAACAAACCGGAAUAAAAAAAACACAAAACAACCGUUUUUAACAGCCGUGACUUGAGUACCCGUGAAGCUGCCUCAAAACAGAAGAAAAAACUUUAAAAACCUUCAAGAAUUUGUUGUUGUUGCUUCUCUUAGCAACCGCCAAAGUUGUAAACUUUUGGGGUUUCGAUUUCAAUUGUUUCAAAAACCCUCAAAAAUUAUAGCUUUUUUUUGGGUUUUUGAUCGAGUGAAAGAGGGGGGAAAAUGGGUUCUGAAACAAUUGAGAACUUGGGUUACUCACUAUUAAAAGAUCUAUGCUUGGAAAUUGGCGAAAAUGAGACUUGUUUCACUCUCUGUUUCUGGGUUUAUCUUUCCAAUUCUACUCCAUUUCCUUCCACAAUUCUUCAUCAGUCGCACUCUGGAAAGCCUUUUCUUGCUUUGAGUGAAGACAAAAGGCUAAUGCUUUCGCCUUGUGUUUUGACGCAUAAUGAAUCUUCUGAUUCAGGGGGCUUUGUAUCUUUGGAAAAAGUUCCUCGUGCUAUUUCAAACGUGGAGUUUCCUCUAGGACAAUGGGCACAUAUUGGCUGUCAGGUCUAUAGCAACAGUAUACGCAUUUAUCUUGAUGGAGAACUUGUGGGAGAAAGUCCUUUGGGUUCAUCUAUGACGAAACAAGGCGACUCUCAAUGUUUCACAAAGGUGACUUUGUCUGCUAUGUGCAAAGGAUUUGAAGGCCUUCAUGGCUAUGUCCACAAUGCAAUUGUUUUGCCUUCUACAUCGUCUAUUAAGGAUCAUCAUGUUAAGGAUCCUCCUCUGUGGCUUUCUAUCGACAGUUCAUCUGCUUCUGAGAUCGAACUGGAAAGUGAUGGCGUUUGGAAAAUUGUUGGCGGCAAGGCAUCAUAUCGCAAAAUGUUUUCGUUGGAUGUCUUACUAUUGGAUGCCCUCGGGGAGCACGUUCACAAGGAAUUGGAGGUUGUUGCAUCACUUAUAUAUGCUGAGAAUCAAGCUGCUGUUGAGAAAUUAAAAGAUGAUGAAGCUCCCCUAUUGACAACUUGCAACGGACUUGAGUUUCCAUCUGAUGAUAAACCUAGCAAAUUAUUGCAAGGGCGUGCAUCUUUCCAAUUAAACAUAUCUCGGCUGUCAUCCGAAUGUGCUGAUAAACUGUUCCAUGUUAAGUUUCAUGUCCUGAAAAUGAAAAGUUUUCCUUUUUUCGAGGCGCUUACUCCACCAAUUCGAUGCAUCUUAAAAACAUGUGAUAACAAGAUAUCUACUAUUACAUGGAAAAAGUUACCGUCGGGUGUUCAUCUCUUUAAUGGAUCCAGCUUUCCUCAAUUCGGUGUUGGGCUUUCAGAGCUACAGCAAAAGGCCGUAUGCGAAGCAAUACCAAGUCCUCCUUCAAAGAAAAAGAAAUUAGGACGAGAUACUCCAUUACCAGUCAUUAAAGCUGCUUCUUAUGCGCAAAGACCUGAUGAAGAAUGCAGUUCACAUGCCUUAUCUGCAACAAAGGUGCAAAAUGCUGUUGGGACUAGUUUGGAGUGUAUACAAGAAAACUAUGGUGGAUCAGAUAACUCUGCAUCAGAUACAGAAAGUGUUGGCGCAAAAAAAUCAGAGUUGAAGAACAUUCCUUGCAAGAGAGAACUCAUUUCAGAUUUGACAAUUUUCAGAUAUUGCCUUGGUGGCUUAUCUGAAAGAUCACUUAUGCUUAAGGAGAUCUCUUUGUAUUCUUCGGAGCAAGAGAUGGCAGAAAUGGCAGAAAAAGUAUCAUUCUUCUCUGGAUGCUCUCACCAUAGGCACCAGAUUAUGAUAGCGAAAAAACUGUUCGAGGAAGGAGAAAAAGCCUGGAAUUCGAUUUCGCAAAAUAGUAAUCGAGUUCAUUGGGAUAAUGUUGUUUUUGAGAUAGAAGAGCAAUUCAUGAAGAUUGCUAGCUGCAGCAUGAGAUCCCUCACUCAACAGGACUUGAAUUUUUUGAGGAGCAUUUCUGGAGGCCAUGAAUAUAUAAUCAAGGAUGAUUUUGAUAAGAUGUGGCGUUGGUUGUAUCCUGUCGCAUUUACCAUAUCAAGACAGGGAAUCAAUGCAUUAUGGACUUCUACAUCACCUAAGUGGAUUGAGGGAUUUGUUACAAAGGAGGAAAUAGAAUAUGCUCUUCAGAGUCCGCUGGGAAUUCAAGAGCCUGGAACAUUUAUCUUGCGCUUUCCGACAACGAGAAGUUGGCCUCAUCCAGAUGCUGGUAGUUUAGUUGCAUCCUAUGUUGGCAGAGAUUUCUCUUUGCAUCAUAGACAGUUAUCUUUGAAUUACAGUUCUGACAUUUUUGAUACGAAUCAAAAGCCACUUCAGGAAUUGCUUUUGUCUGAACCAGAGCUUUCUCGAGUGGGAAGGAUAACAAGGAGUAAUUUGGCUAUUUAAUUUGCUGUUAUAUUUUUGUAUAUAUUUUCCAGCUUUGAAGACAUUCCAUUGAAUUGGCAGAAGCUGAUUGUGAUUCAGCCAACUGACAUCUGAGUUUCUGUUUCUGUACGGAACCUGCUCCCUUCCCGUAUUGGACCUCACAGUUGCCAUUGGGAGAAACACAAUGAACCAACCCCAGAGCAUCUCAAUCAGCCAAACAAAACAACUCCAAUUCUGCAGAUACGAUUCAAGCUAUUCAUGUCACAGAUACGAGUUCCAAGCAUAGGAGGAGUUUCUUUAUACUUUCAAAUCCAUUGCGCUUGAAAGAUUAAGCAACAAAUGUUUCAAUCUCUCAGAGUUAUGGUUUCAAGUUACAGUUCAAAUUUAGUUGAUCGAUGUUGACACAAAGCAGAGAGACCAGAGACGGCUAACAAAAGAAAUUGCAGCUGUCAGAUAUCUAAAACACUUAAAUGAUCCUGUGAUAUCAUUGUAAAGUUUGUUUUUCUUUUUUCUUUUAUGGGUAGUGGUGGCGGUGUCAAGCUUGAGGCAGCAAUUCUUGCUAUUAUCUUGCUACGUUUAUUGGUAGUUCGAAGAUGUAAUCCGGCGUUUAGAUAACAGGAGAGAAAGCAUGACAUCUAUCCAUAUUACAUACUUUCUACAGUAA